AUGCUUCCGACUAUUCUUGCUUUUCAGUACCUGCUACACCCGCCUCUACAGCCCGCCUCCAUCACGGCUCUCCGGGCGCAGGCAGAGCCCUUGCCGUUCGCCAUUGCCCCCGCCAAUUCCUCGAAUGCCUUCAAAUCCACCCACACACGCAGUCUUCCCCUCGCAAAGCGAUGGGAUGGCCAUUGGAGUAUUGAAAGUCGAGGCUUUGAAGGUUCAGCAUUGAAAAAGUCCGCGAACCAGCCCAGUGACCGCAAGGUCAUCUCCCUGGGCACCGGACGGCCCAGAGCAGACUACUAUCCAUGGGACUCUGUGACAAUCGAGUCGAUGCCAGCCACACUAGCCGGCGAGUCUUCCAGCCAUCAGACGACGAUAGACAAAUACACGGACACAUUCAAUCUAGCCAAUGGGCUCAACUACAGCAGUGGGGCUGGCUUCCCUCAUCUACUCCGAUUCCUUACAGAACACGUGGAAAUGAUGCAUCAACUGCGGUACUCCGACUGGGCCGUAUGUCCUUCGUGCGGCUCGACGUCUGCUCUGGACAUUGCUUACCGGAUCUUCUGUAACCGAGGAGAUACUAUUCUCACUGAGUGCUAUACCUACCCUGGCGCCGUGGAAGGAGCAGGCCUGCAGGGCAUCCGAGUGCAGGGAGUGGCCAUGGAUGCAGAAGGACUGCGCCCGGAUGUCUUGGACGAGAUAUUACGAAAUUGGGACACCUCGGCUUCUUCCAAACCCCGUGUCUUGUACAUGAUCCCUACCGGGCAAAACCCGACCGGGGUUACUCAGGGUCUGGCUAGACGCGAACAGAUCUAUCAGAUUGCGGAAACGCACGACCUAAUUAUCAUCGAAGAUGACCCAUAUUACUAUCUGCGUCUGGGCAUGCAGUUUGACGACGAGCUCAAUAGGCAGGGUCAUGGAGGCGAUAGCGUGCUCACCGCCAUCAACAGGUUUCAGGCACAGGCAGUCCCAUCCUAUCUCUCGAUCGAUCGAUCUGGUCGCGUCGUCCGCUUAGAUUCAACAUCCAAGAUCCUGGCACCUGGUCUUCGUGCUGAAUGGGUGACUGCCUCAUCGCAGGUCAUCCGCAAAUUCGUGGCCUACCAGGAGGUCUCGACGCUGGGAAUCAAUGGGCCGACCCAGCUCAUGCUUUGGAAGUUGCUCGAUGAGACGUGGGGUCACGAAGGCUUUUUGUUGUGGCUGUCGAAUCUCUCACGGCAGUACCAGUUACGUCGUGAUAUUCUGUUGCGGGCUUGUGAAAAGUAUCUCCCUCGCGGACUUGUGUCUUGGAAUUGUCCCCAGUAUGGGAUGUUUCUCUGGCUGCAGCUCGAUUAUCGCCAGCAUCCCCUGCUUCGCCACCAGACGACAACCGACUUCAUCCAGGUCACGAAAGGGUCAUUAUUCUCGCCUAGCCCGAAGCGCCAGGGUAUGCUCUACAUCCGGUUGACGUCUGCGGCUGCGCUGGCGAAGGAUUUGAGUGAAGGUGUCAAGCUUUUGUCAGAUGUAUUGCGGGAGGAGUUUGCCUUGGAAGCCCAUAUGGUGUAG
This is a messenger RNA of Aspergillus aculeatus ATCC 16872, 1536 nucleotides long. RefSeq names its product aminotransferase-like domain-containing protein. Bases 1 to 1536 code for a protein of 511 amino acids. The record is from RefSeq and is a predicted model, not a curated record. Gene Ontology annotation, molecular function: L-2-aminoadipate:2-oxoglutarate transaminase activity; aromatic-amino-acid:2-oxoglutarate transaminase activity; pyridoxal phosphate binding. Lineage: Eukaryota; Fungi; Ascomycota; Eurotiomycetes; Eurotiales; Aspergillaceae. The transcript is spliced from 3 exons. Gene Ontology annotation, biological process: aromatic amino acid catabolic process; L-tyrosine biosynthetic process.